Molecule: messenger RNA, 1884 nt
Organism: Physella acuta
Lineage: Eukaryota; Metazoa; Mollusca; Gastropoda; Physidae
Molecular function (GO): heme binding; oxygen binding
Source: RefSeq, a predicted model, not a curated record
GUGAGCGGAAGGGGGCAGGGCUACUCAAUGUAAUAAGAAGACACGUUUUUCGUUUCUUCAUUUCCUUCUCAAAUUUUGAACAGUCCGUGAGUGUUGAUGAAAAAUGUGUUGAAUGUGUUGCCAGGAUUAAACUUGUAGACAAGAAUAUUCUACUUAUCUUCAAGUAAAUUAUUCAUUGUCUUUUUCAGCAGUAGCAUAGAAAAGGAGUUUGAGCCAUGUGUGUGUGAUAUUCGUACAUCAGAGGCUGUGGUGAGGACCUGGCGACAUUUCUACGCCAGUUGACGACAUUUCAUAUACAGCACAGACGACAUUUCUACAUCACAGACGACAUUUCUACAUCACAGACGACAUUUCUAAAUCAGAGGCGACAUUUCUAAAUUAGAGGCGACAUUUCUACAUCAGAGGCGACAUUUCUAAAUUAGAGGCGACAUUUCUACAUCAGAGGCGACAUUUCUAACUCAGAGGCGACAUUUCUAAAUUAGAGGCGACAUUUCUACAUCAGAGGCGACAUUUCUAAAUUAGAGGCGACAUUUCUACAUCAGAGGCGACAUUUCUACACCAGGCUUACCUGAGUUGGCGCUGAGUUUAAUGGGACCUGCCUUAUUAGCGACAGACAUUAGGCAUGCCCUGUUUUUGUUGCGGAGGUAAGAAAAAAAACCAGCUCAAGACACCAAGCCUGCCCUCGCUAACUUAUGUCUCAGGCGAUAACCCGGAUGUAAACCUCAGCCCUGACGACAUCACACUUAUAAAACAGACGUGUCAGAUGCUGUUUGAGGAGCUCAAUAUAGAACGACAGGCACUGCCUUUCCUGUUGGUUUUUUUCAAAACCUACCCCGAGUAUCAACGUGUGUUUAAAGCCUUCAAGGAUGUCCCCUUUAAAGAUCUCAGCACUCUAUCGGCCACACACAACCACGGGGCACUGGUCAUGGGUGAGAUCAAGGAACUGGCUGGCAUAUUGGACAACCCGCCACAGCUAAGGGAGCGGUUUUCAUCUUUAAGACAGAGACACGUUCCAAGACGGGUCACUGCAUCACAGAUGAAGGAAAUGUUGAUGGUAUUCAUAAGGUUGGCCAAAAAAGAAGCAGGGCCGAGGUUCACCCUUGAAGCCGAAGUGGCGUGGAGCAAAAUGAUUGACUAUAUCAUGAAUAUUGAAGCCAACUACGAGCCUGAAGAUAUUGGUUCAGCUAAGCCAUCGUCUAGUUCUGUUAGAGAGUGUCCCUCUUUAGACCCUCCGUCUAAACGAGCAAGUCCUUCUUUACCGGACAAGGCUAAACAAGCAAACCUAUCAUUACCGGACCAUCCGGCUAAACGAGCAAGUCCUUCUUUACCGGACCCGGCUAAACAAUCAAACCUAUCAUUACCGGACCCUCCGUCUAAACGAGCAAGUCCGUCUUUACCGGACCCGGCUAAAAGAAGCAGUCCACCUGUUAACCAUAGCUGAAUCUUGACUGGCUUUUGUAAUGUUUUUAUACUGCUAGAUCUGCGUCCAAUAUAUCAAUGAGAGCUGUAAGAGUCAUGGAGUCAUGGUGGCCAACCACGACAUCCAGCACCAGUAAGAACUGACUCUGAUGCGCACAGUGGAUGUCUUUCAAAUGUCCAGCAGUACCUUUAAAAAAAUGAAACAAGCAAGGGAAACCCAACGCGUGUGCCCGUGAGAGUCUUGAGAACAUGUUGGUCAUGUGACACCAAGUACUGAACAUAUAAUAUUGUAUUGUUUUGUUCGACUUAAGCUGGUGACGUUUCAAAUGUGAUUAAAAAUUAUAGUUUCUCUUAUUCUUGUAAUGUUAAAGCUAGUACUAAUUAUGAUAUAUAUAUAUAUAUAUAUAUAUAUAUAUAUAUAUAUAUAUAUAUAUAUAUAUAUAUAUAUAUAUAUAUAUAUGCAUC